AUGUCACAGCCACCACACAAGUUCUUGGAUCUGAGCAAGUGGUCCUUUGAUGCUCUAACACAGCAGCUCCCCGCCACAUUCCCAGCGGACUGGGGUCAUCGCGGAGACCCUUUCGAUCCAAGCAACCAACCCAGAUUGCCGCUCGUGCUCGACUGGGAUGGCCGUCAACUGCUCGUUCAAGUCACAGAUGACAGCUGGAUGAUUCCAUUGAAAGCAAGUUGUGACCCGGUUUGGCGCACAGAGCUCGAGCACGGUCAGAAGUGGCUCCGUCUGGACAAAAUGGUGCUUUUGAUAUAUCAGCUGCUUGAUAAAGCACAACUCGGCAGCAAGGAAGCCCUUUACGGUGUGUGGCGGGAUAUGAAGGCGGUCUUGUUGCUGUGGGCAAUAAAUUAUCGAAUUCAAAAUAUGAUGGAGGCAUACUACAUGCUGUUUCCAGUCGCGUGCAUCGGAGAGCUCGUGACCAUCAACAAAGGUGUACAAGGCUAUCUGUGCAAGUGGCGGCCACAACCAAGAAUUAUCUGGUCGUGCGAGAUAUCACAGGCAGGAUCGAUGAGGGUGGUCGAGAUCCCGUGGCAGGAACUGAUCGACAUACCAACCUGCGUUCGUUUCACCGGAGAAAUGGGCAGUCUGCUCGGAGAACUCUUCAAGCUCACCGGGCCAGAUUUGAAACCAGGCAAAUGA
Molecule: messenger RNA, 681 nt
Organism: Exophiala bonariae
Lineage: Eukaryota; Fungi; Ascomycota; Eurotiomycetes; Chaetothyriales; Herpotrichiellaceae
Exons: 1
Coding region: 1-681 (226 amino acids)
Source: RefSeq, a predicted model, not a curated record